Messenger RNA from Leguminivora glycinivorella, 4495 nucleotides. RefSeq names its product leucine-rich repeat and death domain-containing protein 1-like (gene 2mit). Lineage: Eukaryota; Metazoa; Arthropoda; Insecta; Lepidoptera; Tortricidae. The record is from RefSeq and is a predicted model, not a curated record. Gene Ontology annotation, molecular function: protein binding. The coding region runs from base 277 to 2796 and encodes 839 amino acids. The transcript has 2 exons.
CGCGACACACUCGCCCGCGACCCUUCCCGCGAGCCAUCGUCGCCGCUCGCGCCCGACUUCCUCGCUCCGCCACGCGCCAGGUGAGCGCGAGUAUGACUGACAGCUUCCGACACCCAAACGCGCCUACUUGAAGUGUCUGUGCCGGAGUGAAAACAACAUGUUUCAAACAAGUAGAACACAUGACAUCAGUGCUGUUGUGAACCACGAUUGUAUAUCUCCGCUGACUCGACCGAUCCUGGUAUUUAAUCCAGCAUAGAUCCAGGGUAUCAGAAGACAAUGACUCUAACUCUGAUAAAAUAUUUCCUUUUUGUAUUUUUAUCGUUUUGGCAAGUUAGCGAUCUAGCAUCGACAUGUCCAGAAAAAUGUACGUGCCAUAACAAUCUAACGUUAUCUUUAAAAUGUUCCUACAACGUAACGUUGAAAGAAAAUCAGAAUGUGUAUCACGUGUCGGUGUGUUGCGACGAGGAAGAGCAAACAUGGAGGCAGGAGUUCGCAAACAAAACACUAUCAGAAGUGAUGGUCCGCUAUUGCAGCGCGUGUGGCGGCGCCGACCUCGCCGCGCCGGCCCUCGACACCUACUCGCUAGCCAUCACGAACAACAAUAUUUCUAAAAUAGCGAUCAACGUCAACAACCGAAACUUACGACAGAUAAACUUAUCGGAUAAUAGACUGAAAUCCAUUACCAAAGGCCUCUUUAAUAAUUUUUCAUCUCUUCAAAAACUAAUUUUAAGUAGAAAUGAAAUAAUUAGCAUAUUUCCGGAAAGUUUUAAUGGCCUAUCAAGAUUAGAAUUGCUGGAUUUAUCGGAAAACAACCUAACGAUCUUAGCGAACGUUUUUACGCCGCUUAAAAAUCUCCAGCAUCUUAAUUUAAGUAGAAAUAAUAUCGAGUUCAUUCACGAGAAUUACUUCAACAAUUGGUUGCUGCAACACUUGGACGUGUCGCAUAACAACCUGAAGAAGAUGGAGCCCGGCGCAUUGCAGUUGUUGCCAAACCUGGCGCGCCUGCUGCUGACCGAUAACCCUCACCUGGGGAUCACGCAGCUGGAUCGGCAGCUGCUGGUGGGCACGGGGCGCCGGCUGCAGCAGAUCGAUGCGUCGCGCACCGGCCUCUACCAGGUGCCCGAGGCCUUCACCCACUCCGUGCGCUUCCUGUCGCUCGUCGGCAACCAGAUAUCAUCCGUCAGAUGCGGCGAUCUCGACAGCUACCCGUUAUUGCAGUCUCUCGACUUCUCUGAUAACAAAAUUGUUUCGGUCGAGGAUGAUUCCUUAGGUAGAUUGGAAAUGCUUUUAUUACUAAAUAUCAAUAAAAACAUUUUAACGAGCGUACCAAAAUCUCUACCUGAUGAGCUGAAAUAUUUGUCCGUGAAUGACAAUCUUGUGAAGAACUUAUCUCGACACGACUUCAAAAGUUUACCCAAUUUGCGAAUAUUGCUACUCAAAAAUAAUCAGAUACGAUACAUCGAAGACCAUGUUUUCGACGAUUUAUUGUCUCUCGAAAUGCUGGAUCUGUCGAAUAAUCCGAUACAAGUUCUGUCGUCAAAUACUUUUGACGGACCUCUGUCUCUUCGCGACUUGAGGCUGUGCUACCUGAACGUGUCGGUGCCGGCGCAGGACGGCUCGUUCCCCGUGCCGUCCCCGGAGAGCGUGCAGAUGCUGCACCUGCAGGCCAGCCCCGGCCUGGCGCGCCAGCUGCUCGCCGACUCCGCCGCGCUCGCCGCCUUCUCGCAUCUCCAAUACCUAGACUUAAGAAUGAACAAUCUGUCGGAAAUAAGAAACGACUUGCUAUUCUAUCUUAGUCAGUUAAAAACCCUGAGAUUACACGGCAAUAGCCUAAACUGUAGCGCCAAAAUGUGGCUGAAAGAUUGGAUGAAUUGGAACCAGUCUACGUCAAACGGCGAAAGCUGUUAUUACUCUACUUCAGAAGCCAAAGAGGAUAUAAUAAAAUAUAACUGUACUUUCCCGGAAACGUUCACCAUAAGCGAGAGUUUACCGCCGGUGAAUUUGUACAGCACAGAAAUGAUAAAUAAAUUGUUGAGGUAUUAUGGUUUUCUCAAUAAUAAAACAGAGAAAAAUUUCGAGUAUACAAAACGUGACAAGAUUAAACAUAACUCUGUUAGCUACGAUUACGAGUCGAAAUUGAACAAGACCGUUGCCAAAUAUACGAAAUAUGCUAAUAGUUCCGUCUCUGGUGAAAAGAAAGACUCGAUAAAGAUGAAAAAUGCCAUAAAAUUCCCAUAUUAUGACUACUUAAACGAAACUAUGGCCAUAAAAUCACGCGAGUCCUCCAAAAUACUAGAGCAGAACAAACUUUUACACGAUCAAUUAAAUAUAGAUCAAAGAUUUUUGGACACAGAGCCUAAUUUAUCUCCAGCGCUGCGGGACUCGAAAAAAGGGAAUGAAGAUGACAUUCCAGAAAUUCGGCAAAAUAAUAAAUCUGGUAAGCGCUUGAAUACACCAGUGGAAGCUAAAAAACUUUUACAAAUGAACUUAGUGAAAAAUGAAUCUCACCCGGCGACCCUUUUAAAUGUAACUCAUAAUGAAAUAGGGCUCGUCGUCGCAGGCGGCAACCAGACUGCGGAUGCGAACGAAAAAUCACAGUUCUCGCCGUAUCAGUCCCCUCACACAAACUAUGCGCAAUACAUGGGCACGGUCGCCGUGUCCGUACUGAUAGUAAUGUCAUUGAUACUUUGGAUCAGUUUUCGCCUAAGAUAUAGGAGAAGGCGGGUGCCAAUUGUGGAGGUGGAGACUGAGGACCAAAUAGAGGUGUCGAAUAUAUCUGGCGGCGUGCUUUGGUGACACCUGCGCGCAGCCGACCCCACUCCCUUCGAAUACGACUCGCUUCUAACGUAGCACCAGUCGCGGGGCGGUCGGCUGCUCGCCGUACGGGAGCUGUUAUGUGAUAUAAUUGGACGUGCAUAUUUUUCUACGGAAUAAGUACAAAGUUGGAUGGGCAGCGAUGCUUAUACUUGUUUGUGUAAAAGUGUAAAUAAACUUUGUUAACUAACUUAGGACAUAGAGAUACGUAUUUUUGUGUAAAGUAGUAGCAUUGUGAUCUGGUUUGUUUGAGUAUAGGUAAGUGUACCUAUGACCUAUAUUUUUUAAGAAAUACGUAUUAAUAAUUAAUGUUGCUAUAAAACAUUUACAUAGAGCAGAUCUUGUCUUCCUUGUUAACCUUUUCAUUGUAAUAAAUGACAUAAGAUAUCUUGUAAAUGAUCAUACCGUGGUCAGAUCAUGUAGUGCCAAAUCGUUUGGAAUCGUACAUUUAUGAUCCAUGUAUUUACACAAAAAUUAUUAUCAAGAUGUUUAUUUUUAGCAAAAACAAAUUAAGAGAAGUACCAAUCUCAAAUGCCGAUGUAAAAUGAAUUAAGCACGUAUCGCUUUUCUGUAGACAAGAUGUCAAACGUUCACGCUCCGUAAAGUAUCGUAGUCUUUCUAUCGCCCUUUCCUAUAAUGGCGACAUUAGCGACGAAGACACACUACGAGCUUGAAAGAUUGGCAUUUUGUCUAUGUGCCCUGAUCUAUGUUUUAAUUCAUUACGUGCUACUCCUUGAUUAUACUUACAUAAAGAUAAUUAGUUAAUAACCUUCCUUAUGCGUUGCCGUGGUCGGGUAAUUAGACGAAGACUGUCGAAGCUCAAAUCGUAAUCACACAAUUAUAAUUAACAGUUCCCCACCUAUUAUAUGUAUGUGUAUCGACCUACAUGUGAGUUAAACAAUUAUUUAUGUAUAUUUACGAAUCAAUUACCGCUUUUUUACUUUGUAAAGCUGUUUCUUUGUUUUUCUACACAUUGUCUAGAGACUUAUCCACUGUAUUAAGUAUUUGCUGGUAAAUUCAUUAUAAGUUGUAUUACAUUAUAAGUAGUACCUACUACUCAAAAUCACCCCACUAUUAACACAUUCCUGAUCAUUGAAAUUAUGAUUAACAAUUUCAUGAAAUCAUCUAGGUAAAUCCUCCCAUUUUCCUUAUUCAUAAAUCGAAUUUAAAAAAGGUAUCGGCCCACGUGAAAAUGUAUUCGCCAUUCCAUGAAAACCAGAUGUUUACAACACCUUAUUUUUCAUGUAGGUAUUACGCUGAUUGACAGAAUUUCCAAUAUUUGAUAUAAGUACGUAUUAAUAGUUUGCUAUAGGUAAAUAUCAAUGCUGCCACUUAUUUCAUGUUGGUCCAAAAUGUAUUAAACACUAUAAUCUUCUUUGUGUUUAUCAAUGUUUUGCAGGGUAGGUACCUACAUAUUAAAGUUAACUUACAGAAAAAAAAAUGUAGGCUCAUGGGUCUAUUUUAACACAAAUUACAUACUUACAUUUCGUUUCUUAGCAUGUAUUAGAAAUAACUAAAUAGAAGUAUCUAAGCGUGCUGCUUUACUAUAACCUGAAAGUAACUAUGUACUGAGUUUGAUGAUAAAUAAUAGUUAUUUGUUAUACAAGGGAGCAAAGUUGUAUUUUAACGCCGAGUGUGGAAUUAAAAAACGAGCAAGUGAAAGGAUUCUAUAGUUGAAGUG